AUGGAUAACAAGAUUCUAGAUUUGCAAAUAAGUGUGCCCAAUAAGCGGUGUUGUGGAUUUUCGAAAGGAUGGUUAAUAACUCUAGAGAAUAAUUUUAUUUUAUCAAAUCCAUUCUUUAGGCUUAAAGGAAAGCCCAGGAAAGGAAACUCAAUCAUUCGCCUCCCUCCUUUGACCUGCAAGUUAAGUCCCCGCCGGAUACUUCAUUGGUCUAGAAGAUCUGAGAAUUACGGUGUCAAGGCGAUGAUUUCAGCAGACCCAGUAUUAAAUGCAAGUGAUUGCAUCGUUGUCAUUAUAUAUGAAGAGCUUAAGCAAAUGGCAUUCAUCAGGCUAAGUAAAGAUACAACUUGGACUUAUAUAGAUCAAAGUGUUGAUAAUAGAGGGCGCUUAAUUGAAGAAGUGACAUACUUUCGAGAUAGGUUUUAUGCUGUGGAUCAUUGGCGUAGACUUUUAUCUUUUGAUAUCACUGCUCAGUCGAAUUCAGACGUAAAGUUGGUAGCACAAAGCAUCGAAGGAAAGAAAUUUGACAAGAAAUAUAUUGUGAAUUCAAAUGAGAAAGAAUUAUUGAUGGUUCAAAGGUAUUAUAUCCAUGGGGGGUCAAGCGUGACAAUAGGGUUCAAAGUUUUUGAAUUUAAGUUUGACAAGAGUGAGUGGGUGGAGAAAAAUGAUUUGGGUGAUGUUGCUCUCUUUCUUGGUGAUAACACUUCAAUAUCUCUGGUUACUUCAAGUUUGUCAGGAUGUCAAUCGAAUAGCAUAUACUUUUGCCAUGAUAAUAAUGAGAAUGAUUAUGGACGUCGGUAUUGUGAUUGUGGUGUUUAUGACGUCAAAAGUCAAACCAUUACACUUUUUCCUCACCAUCGGUGCCUGUCUCUUCCUUAUUCAGAUGAGAAGGGUAACGGCAAAGUCUGGUUCAACUAA
Molecule: messenger RNA, 915 nt
Organism: Rosa rugosa (rugosa rose)
Lineage: Eukaryota; Viridiplantae; Streptophyta; Magnoliopsida; Rosales; Rosaceae
Product: putative F-box protein At5g60060
Exons: 2
Coding region: 1-915 (304 amino acids)
Source: RefSeq, a predicted model, not a curated record